Messenger RNA from Aspergillus uvarum CBS 121591, 690 nucleotides. RefSeq lists its product as uncharacterized. The record is from RefSeq and is a predicted model, not a curated record. The transcript has a single exon. The coding region runs from base 69 to 500 and encodes 143 amino acids. NCBI's taxonomy places the organism in Eukaryota, Fungi, Ascomycota, Eurotiomycetes, Eurotiales, Aspergillaceae.
UUCGAUCACUACAAGAAUCGACCCCGCAAAGCUUGCUCGUGGCUAGUAUACGAGGUAAUACCACAAAGAUGGAAUCGCCCCUCCCUGAACAACUGUUCCUCGAUAUCCCCGUCGCAGACGUCCUCAACAAAACGGCGAGAACACGACUCGUCGAGCCAUGGGCAUCUCGCUACUGCACCGCGAUCUCCGAAAAGCGCUAUGGGGAUGCGAUCUAUGCGCGGUACCAUAUCGAUGGACGCGCCAAAGAUGGGAUAUACACCGAUCUGCGCGAUAAGGGUGAUGGGCCCUUUGAGAUCCACGAGACUAGCGUUUACGAUAUGAUAUUGGAAGACGCCCGCGAACUGGCGCAAACUUGUCCGGACCUUUAUAGUGACGCACUUCUGUUCUAUCGUGAAUCAAUUCCGAAUGAUAGUCGACGGGAUAUCAUUGAAGGGCUCUUCAAGAUCGGUUCGGCUGGACCAGCUACUGAGCUGCCCGGGAAUCGAAAGUGCUGCGGGUAAACCAGGAAUCUCUCCCAACUGGCAUUCGUAGUUGUUCAGUGCACUUGCUGAUCUUGGCUUGCUUGAUAUGCCAAUUAGUAUAUGAAUCAUCCACACACUCUUGCCUUCUGGGAGAUUUGAAUCGCGUUGCCUCAAUGGAAUGGUCCUACUGCAUACAUGUCAAAGUAAUUUCGAUAUGAAGUUACAUUAG